AUGGGUGCAGUAACUAAGGGUGAUAUCGAGCUCUGUGAGUGCUGGUCUUUACAAAAUUACAUUAUAAGCUAUCAGACAAUUCACAACGACAAAGUUGGCGAUUAUGGUCGUUUGGCGAGGACAUUGUCUUAUGGUCAGGGCGAGGUGGAUAUUGCCAAAGGGCUGCACUCGAGUACCUCCGAAAGCCUAAAGCGGGGGUGUCCUUUUGUAAAAGAGUGCUCAAUUUAUCUCGAGCUGGUUGAAUACGGGUGCGAAGAUGAUAUUGGAGGAACUUCCUCCGUCGAUGAAGGCCUAGUUUAUGUCACAAUUUGGGAUAUCAACUGA
This is a messenger RNA of Prunus armeniaca (apricot), 324 nucleotides long. The record is from the annotation of a GenBank genome assembly. NCBI's taxonomy places the organism in Eukaryota, Viridiplantae, Streptophyta, Magnoliopsida, Rosales, Rosaceae.